AGCUGCACAUUGUCACGGCAUCAGUCGUUCAUCCGAGCAACAAACAAUACAGACCAAGAUGUUCAAGCUGGUGGUAUUGUGCGCUUUCUUCGCCGCGGCGGCCGCCAAGCCCGGUGCACUCAUCGCGGCUCCCAUCACUCAGUACUCGACCUACGUGACUCCUGAUGUGACUACCAUCACACGACAGGACAGCAGCGUGAUACAUCCAUCGCCACUCUUCUACCAAGCACCUUUGGCGUACACUCACUUCAUCAAGAAGCGUUCGCCACAGUUCCCUCUGACGUACGCCGCUCCUGCUACCUUCUACCCCAACUACUUGGCCGCCACUACGUACAACACGCCGUUGAUCCAGAGCCCUCCCUCCAUCCUGCCAGCGCCCAUCGCACCCAUCGCGCCCGUGCCUGCCGUGCACCUGAUCAAGAAGAGGUCCGCGCCUUUGAUCCCAACGACAUACUUCGCGCCCAGCACCUACGCCGCCACUACUCCCCUUGUAGCUUCCACUUAUACCGCGACCGCCCCUAUUUACUCACACGCUGCCCCCCUGCUCUCUCAGCCCAUUGCUAUCUCCCAGCCUCUUGCUUACGCCCACCUUAUCAAGAAGCGUUCUGCUGCUCUGUUGAACACUUUCGUCGCCCCUACCUCUUACUCCCAUCAGUCAAGAUUUGAUCUGCAGGCAACCCACACUCCCUACUCAGCCAUAUCCUAUGCUGCCCCAUUCACCUACUCCAACUCCCUUGCCUACUCCAGCCCGCUCGCUGUAUCUCAUUUGUACUAAGUGAGUAUUGAACGGACGACAUCGCAAUGUCUAAACCUGUCUAAAAUCUCCACCCCUUGUAAAAUAGAAUGAAUCUAAAAUUAUCCAUACUUGAAAUAGUGGUUUAAAUGUACAUAAUGUUCAUCACAGACUAAAUAUAUUCUGGAUUUUA
Helicoverpa zea (corn earworm) is the source of this 926-nucleotide messenger RNA. RefSeq lists its product as uncharacterized. The record is from RefSeq and is a predicted model, not a curated record. NCBI's taxonomy places the organism in Eukaryota, Metazoa, Arthropoda, Insecta, Lepidoptera, Noctuidae. The transcript has a single exon. Bases 59 to 775 code for a protein of 238 amino acids.